UUUAGGAGUAAGCUUUUGUUCUGUUCCCAGAUAAAGGGACGAUGGUAGCAUGCUUGUCUCAUGGUUUGUUGUUUCCUGUACAACAUGAUAGAAUUUCUUUAUAUCACUUUUCUAACAGGGGCGACACAUUGGUGCAGUUGGUUAGAGCUUUGGCCUCACAGUUCUGAGAACUGGGUUUCAAAUCCUGGCCCUGCCUGUGUGGAGCUUGCAUGUUCUCGUCUCUGCGUGGGUUUUCUCCUCCCACAUCUCAAAAACAUGCAUUGUAGGUUGAUUGAAGACUCUAAAUUGGCCAUAAAUGGGAAUUUAAGUGCAAAUGAUUGUUUCUGUGUGCUCUGUGAUUGGCUGUGACCAGUUCAGGGUUUGCCCUGGCUCUUGCCCAAGGUUAGCCCGGAUAGGCUCAGGACACCGGCGACCCUUGUGAAGAUAAGUGGUACAGAAAAUGGAUGGCUGGAACUUUUCAAAUAUACUGUAUGUGCCAGGACUUUUAAUAUUAUUUCACAAUAUCAGUUUUGAUAUAGUACUCAGGCAGCACGGUGACUCAGCUGGUAAAGCGUUGGUCUCACAGUUCUGAGGACCAGGGUUCGAUCCCGGCCCUGCCUGUGUGGAGUUUGCAUGUUCUUCCCAUCCUGCGUGGGUUUUCUCCGGGCACUCCGGUUUCCUCCCACAUCCCAAAAACAUGCAAUAUUAAUUGCACACUCUAAAUUGCCCCAAGGUGUGAUUGUGAGUGUGGAUGUUGUCUCUCUCCAUGUGCCCUGCGAUUGGCUGGCAACCAGUUCAGGGUGUACCCCGCCUCCUGACCGUUAACAGCUGGGAUAGGCUCCAGAACUCCCCGCGACCCUCGUGAGGAUAAGUGGCAAAAAGAAAAUGGAUGGAUGGAUGUAGUACUCAUGGCAAUUAACAAACUAUAUUGGUGUUAUAUUUGUGAGACUUUUUCACUUAAUUUAAUCAGAAUCAUUAUUUAUUCCUGCAUAUUCUACAGAAUUUGUCUUAUUUUGGGUUGCAAGUGAGCCAGAGCCUAUUUUAUCUGAGUUUGGUAGAGAGUUGGGGUGUGUGACUAUUUCCAACAUGUGGAAAAGAGUUCUCCUAUUAGGUCUGUUCUUAAGUGGCCAAAAAAAAACAACAACACUUUUUUCAUACCAGUAUACCAAUGAAAAUGGCCCAUUAUCACUGAAAAGCUCAAUGGAUGACAGAACUGUUAAAUCAGAUCUUUUGGGAUAUAUUAGUCACAUUUUACUUGACCUUGUGCUUUUCCCUAUAUCACUGUAAAUUGAUGAUGAUUGUAAAGGCCCAUGAGUAGCAAGACUCCUACAAAAGUGACAUUCUGGGGCCCAAAGGAGUAUACUGUAUUUCCAGGUGGUCCUAAAUGCCCCCACCUCCUAUGGCACAUAAGUUCCAGCCAUGUUUCUGCAGGUUGCUUGAGCACCCACAGCAUAUGAUAUGAAUGUCAGGUAACUAAAGCUGUCAUAACAUUCAAAUAGUCCCUCCCUUUCAAUAUGUCCAUCAGAACAAGUUUGCUGAUCAGACAUUGGCCUGCUUUCCCAUUGGCCCCUGGAACCUAAUAGGAUCCCAAGGACUCUGUUGUGGGGAUUAGAGUUCCAAACUCUCCACUUUGCCCAGUCUCUGUGUCCGCCAACCAUGGGCGCAUCAGUUUAGGGGGGCACUGCACAUGCAAAUACCCACCAAGACGGCGUCAAACAACAAGAUCACAUCAAGAGGAGGAAAUAUUUGAUUCCACCUUGGAGGGUUGCAGUGCAGAGUGAAUGAUCACCGAGUGGAAAACGGGUCAUCUCCAGCAAAAGGAAUAACUCUUUUCUCCAAAAUUUGUCAAUUUGAUGUAUUUAAUUUCUUGGCUUACACACACAUCUUUCUUUUGAUCAAAUUCAUGAUCAAUGUGAAUUUGUGCUUUUGGAUUAUCAUCUCAUAUUUUGUCCUUCGGCAUUCCAGGGAUCUGUAUCCUUAUCCCUUUCACCUGGAACAACUUAGAUGAGCUCAACCUAUUAAUUACUCACCAGUGUAGGCCUGCUUUGACUGCUGCAUGACUACACAACCUCUGAGUGUCUUGCAGCUGGCCCCAUCUGGACUCGCAGACCAUUCCUGAGUUCAACUCUCAGCCUCCUUACCCUUAACUUCCAUUCCUGGUCCUCUUUGAUUUGGUGUUUGGAGCUGAGCAGUGUGCAGUAAAAGGAGCCAUGGCGCUGCUGAAGAUGAAAUUCACCCAGCAUAGGCGAGUGCGUCUGGCUCAGGGCCUGUGGCUCUUGUCCUGGAUGGCCGUGCUGUGUGGGUCCUUCGUCUUUUCUCUGGGUGUCUACCUUAAAAUUGAGCUGCUUCGUAGAUCUGAGGUGAUGGAGAACACAGAGAUCCACGUGGUUCCCAACAUCCUGAUGUUGGUGGGCCUGGCCUCCAUCGGUACUAACUGGGUGGCCGGCCGGGCGUGCCAGGACUCUAUGGACCCGAGCCGCUUUCCACGCUGGAAGUUUCUCUUGCUGGGCUGGUAUGCUGUGGCCGCACUCCUCUGUUGCUUGCUCAUCGCAGUGGUGGUGCUCAGUUACGCCCUGCAGGGACGCCUGGAAGAAUCUCUGAAGGUUGGUUUGAGGAAUGGGAUCCGCUUCUACAAGGACACUGACGUUCCGGGCCGCUGUUUCCAGAAAGAAACCAUCGAUCGUCUGCAGAUGGAGUUCCGUUGCUGUGGAAACACCAACUUCAGGGAUUGGUUUGAGGUGCAGUGGGUCAGCAACAGAUACCUGGACUACACCUCCAAGGAUAUCAAGGAUCGUAUCCGCAGCAACAUAGAUGGACGCUACCUGCUGGAUGGCGUCCCGUUCAGCUGCUGUAAUCCCGCUUCCCCUCGGCCAUGCCUCCAGUACCACCUGACAGACAACAGCGCUCACUACAACUACGACUUCCAGAAUGAGGAGCUCAACCUGUACAACCGCGGCUGCAGGCAGGCUCUGAUCGACUACUACAUGGACCUGAUGAAUUCAACUGGUCCUGGCGUACUAUCAGUCAUCCUGAUACAGAUGUCAGUCCUGUUGAGCCUGCGUUACCUUCAGACUUCGGUGGAAGGGGCCAUGGCUCAGGAGCAGCCGGAAGGUGUCAGUGAGGGAUUUCUUCUGGAAAAGGGAGUGAAGGAGACCUUGGAGGAAGCCAAAGUCAAAAUCUUGCUCAUGCUGAAGUUUGGCCAGGUCGACCCUGAUGCAGCCGAGGGCUCCCCUGACGCUGAAAAGGCCCCGCCAUCUUCCAGCUAGAAGAUAAUUGAAUAACACAUGAAAGCGGAAUAAUGCUGGAAAUUGGGGGUCAUGUCGAAGUUUUCUUGGUUGGGGGGGAUUUACCUGGUGGCAGGUAGAACGCCUCUUGGUUUUCAAAUAAGGCUUGAUUAUUGCUCCACCAAAACAACAGCCAAAACAUUAUAACCCAAAUGGAAGGACGUCAGGAACGUGUGACCAUCAGAAGUUCUAUUUAUCAAAUGUGUAGUACUUUUUGUUCUAACCGUUUUAAAACAAUUUAGCUCACAUUUUGACCUUGAUUUUAACCCGAUAGUGUAUAAAUAAUCUCUCAGCAUUAGAGUUUUUACUGAACAGCAAUGAAAUGCUUUGGAAGCUGUUUGAAAGUGGCAAUGCACAUAUAGCCUAUUAAAGGUAGAUUUUUAACUGCUUUUUAGUGUAUGCUUCUAUUUGUACAAGAAACCACAGGAAAGAAAAAAAACUGUGGGUUCUCUGAGUGUAGUAGGAUUUUGUGCGUGCAUGUAUUAUUGGGUGUGUCAUGUGUGCAUGUGCGUGAGAGACUUUCGUGACCUAUAUGAAGCCUGUCAUCUUGUCAAAGCAGCUCAGAAACAAUCAGAUAAUCUCAGGUGUACUUUGUCCAAGAAGUGCUACACAGGCACUAUCUGCACACACACUAAAGCAUAUUCUGUCAUCCAGCAACAAACAGUGUUGGACUUCACAAUUUAUGAAUUUUAUUUUAUCUUUCAAAAACUUUAAUAUUGAAAAGCAAAACAGUUUUUAAUGCAAAUGGUCAAUAUCAUGACUACAAUUGUGGGGUUCUUUCUCCUGAAAUAUAACUUAUAACAAGUUUUUUUUUAAAUUUAAUUUACACAGAUAAACUUACUUUCAGUGGCUGAAAAAGUUUGAUUAUUAAAAAAAAAGAAAGAAAACAGAUGCUGGAAUUUAUGAAAAAAGCAGAGCUGUUAAUAUUUAAAUGAGUUAACUACAAUUAACUACAUAUUCACUCCAAACAAAUGAACUGAAUACAAAACAUCAAAUGUGAAUACAAUCUAUCCAUUUUCUUAGCUGCUGAUCCUCACAAGGGUCACAGGUGUUCUGGAGCAUACCCCAGCUGUCAACGGGCAGAAGGCGGAGGCACCCUGAACAGGUUGCCAGCCAAUCGCUGGGCACAUCGAGACAGACAGCCGCACACACAAUCACACCUCGGGACACUUUAGAGUGUCCAAUUAAUGUCGCAUGUCUUCGCGAUGUGGGAGGAAACCGGCACGCCCGGAGAAAACCCACACAAGCACAGGGAGAACAUGCAAAGCUCCACACAGGCAGGGAAGGGAUUGGAAACCUCAAUCCUCAGAAUUGUGAAGCAGAUGCUCUUACCACUCAUUCACUGUGCCGCUGAAAUGCGAAUACAUAAGAAACAGUGUGUUUGUUGCAUUCUACACAAUGUAGAAAACCACCGUACGAUACCAUGUUGACCUAAUGACAAAUGUGCACAAUUAAGACAAUAUUUCUUUUUAUGACAAACCAAAAAAGUAAAUGCUCUGUGAAAAGUUUAAAAUGGCACAGUUGACAUUCUUCAAAAAUCUGUCUUCUUUUCCUUUCGGAUUGUCCCGUUAGGGGUGGCCACAGCGUGUCAUCUUUUACCAUCUAAGCCUAUCUCGUGCAUCCUCCUCUCUAACACCACUGUCCUCAUGUCCUCCCUCACAACAUCCAUCAACCUUUUCUUUGGUCUUCCUCUCGCUCUUUUGCCUGGCUGCUCCAUCCUCAGCACCCUUCUACCAAUAUAGUCACUCUCUCACCUCUGAACAUGUCCAAACCAUCGAAGAAGUCUGCUCUCUCCAACUUUGGCUGUCCCUCUAAUGAGCUCAUUUCUAACCCUAACUUGCUCACUCCAAGCGAGAGCCUCAAUAUCAUCAUUUCUGCUACCUCCAGUUCUGCUUCCUGUUAUUUCUUCAGUGCCACCGUCUCUAAUCCACACAUCCUGGCCGGCCUCACCACUGUUUUAUAAACUUUGCUAUUCAUUCUAGCGGAGAGUCUUCUGUUAUAUAGAAGACCAGAAACUUUCCGCCAACUGUUCCACCCCGCUUGGACCCGUUUCUUCAAUUCUUUACCAUACUCUUCAUUGCUCUAUAUUGUUGACCCCAAGUAUUUCUUCAAAAAUCAAUCUUAUUUUAUAUUUUCAAAAGCUUAAGUAUGUGAUUGCACAAAAAAAUUGGUCAAAAGGUGACGCUUCAAAAUCAUAUUUACAAAACUACUAUCACGUUUGCAGAAUGGCAUAUGAUCACCUUCCUGGUGAGGUGUUCCGGGCACAUCUCACCAGAAAGAGACCCCAGGGAUGAUCGAGGACACGCUGGAGAAACUCCAUCUCUUGGCUGGCCUGGGAUCGCCUUGGGAUCCCUCCGGAAGAGCUGGAUGAAGAGGCUGGGGAAAGAGAAGUCUGGGCAUCUCUGCGAAAGUUACGGCGCCCGCGACCCGACCUGGAAAAGUCGUAG
Syngnathoides biaculeatus (alligator pipefish) is the source of this 5710-nucleotide messenger RNA. RefSeq names its product retinal outer segment membrane protein 1b (gene rom1b). Gene Ontology annotation, biological process: visual perception. The coding region runs from base 2190 to 3245 and encodes 351 amino acids. Gene Ontology annotation, cellular component: membrane. The record is from RefSeq and is a predicted model, not a curated record. The transcript has 5 exons. NCBI's taxonomy places the organism in Eukaryota, Metazoa, Chordata, Actinopteri, Syngnathiformes, Syngnathidae.